This is a messenger RNA of Acyrthosiphon pisum (pea aphid), 3529 nucleotides long. RefSeq names its product beta-1,4-mannosyltransferase egh (gene egh). Bases 440 to 1822 code for a protein of 460 amino acids. The transcript has 4 exons. Gene Ontology annotation, cellular component: cytoplasm. Gene Ontology annotation, molecular function: beta-1,4-mannosyltransferase activity. Lineage: Eukaryota; Metazoa; Arthropoda; Insecta; Hemiptera; Aphididae. The record is from RefSeq and is a predicted model, not a curated record.
UUCAUGGGCGGAAUUCACCAAAUAAUCAAAUACAAUUAUUUUCUUCUACACCUAAAUUUUUUUAUAGGAGUUGUAUUAGUAGUUGAUACUAACAAUAAAUAAAUGUAAUUAUUAUUGUACCUAAUUUUUUUUUUUUUUUUUGUAAAUCAUAGUGAGUAAUUUGUAAUUAUACUAGUAAUACCAUUUCGCCUUUAAGAUCUGUUUAGUGUUUAGUAUUAUAAUAUAUAGGUAGUGAAGUUUUAUGUAUUUAAUUAAAUCGAUAUUGUGUAGCUCAUUAUGUCUAUAAUAGUCAAAUUGUCAAUUGUGCUGUGAUUAACAAAAUCUCGACACAGGAACUACCUACUUGAAUUUCAGCAGACUUUGGCUACAUUACUGAAGAAUCGGGUUACAUCGAAUAGCUUAGUUUUUGAGAUAUUAUCUUUCAUAGAUAAGUAUAGCUAUGUUAAGCAGUUGGACCAAACAUUUUCUUCAUUGUACCUUAUUGGUGUUUGUAAUAUCAAUAUUUGAAAUCUGGUCGGGAGGUGUUAAACUAUCAGCAGAUGUUCAAAAUACUUUUAAUUUUAAUCCAUGGGAACGCUAUGGUUUUAUUUGGUGCUUUAUGUUGUAUUUACUAAGAUGUUUGACCUUCUUACCAUUACCACAAGUACUAUUGAAUUUUGGCGGUCUUACACUGUAUAAUGCUUUUCAAGAUAAAGUCGUUCUAAAAGGAUCACCUUUGUUGGCUCCAUUUAUAUGCAUACGUAUAGUCACGAGAGGAGAUUAUCCUCAGUUAGUCAAAGCAAAUGUUGCCCGUAAUAUGGCUCGAUGUUUGGAAACUGGAUUGGAAAAUUUCAUUAUUGAAGUAGUGACAGAUAAAAGUAUUGGACUUCCUGUACAUAGGCGUAUAAGGGAAGUGGUUGUUCCAAAAUCAUAUAAGACAAAGACUGGAGCACUUUUCAAAUCACGAGCCCUUCAAUUUUGUUUGGAAGACAAUGUAAAUAUUUUGGCAGACUGUGAUUGGGUUGUACAUUUAGAUGAAGAAACCCUAUUGACAGAAAAUUCAAUUAGAGGCGUAUUAAAUUUUGUCUUGGAUGGUAAACAUCAGUUUGGCCAGGGUCUGAUAACAUAUGCAAAUGAAGAAGUAGUAAAUUGGUUUACAACCUUAGCAGAUAGUUUCAGAGUAGCUGAUGAUAUGGGUAAACUUCGAAUUCAACUUUCAAUGUUUCAUAAGCCACUUCUUAGUUGGAAAGGAUCAUAUGUUGUGACCCAAUUGGGUGCAGAGCGUCAUAUUUCAUUUGAUAAUGGCUUGGAUGGAUCAAUUGCAGAAGAUUGUUUUUUUGCCAUGCGAGCUGCUAAAGAAGGCUAUACAUUCAAUUUCGUGGAAGGAGAAAUGUGGGAAAAAUCACCAUUUUCAUUAUGGGAUUUUAUCCAACAACGUAAACGUUGGCUUCAAGGUAUUCUAUUAGUAGUCCAUUCAGCGGCCAUUCCUUCAAAAACAAAAAUUUGGUUAGCUUUAUCAUGUUAUUCAUGGGUGACAUUGCCGCUGUCUACUUCCAAUUUAGUUUUAGCUAGAUACUUUCCAAUUCCAUGUCCUGCAAUCAUGGAUUUUGUUUGUGCAUUUAUAGCCGGUGUCAAUAUAUAUAUGUACAUAUUUGGUGUAGUGAAAUCUUUUUCAUUAUAUCGUUUUGGUGUCCUAAAAUUUACAUUAUGCAUAAUAGGAGCACUGUGUACUAUACCUUUUAACGUAAUAAUUGAAAAUGUUGCAGUUAUAUGGGGGCUUUUUGGCAACAAGUACAAAUUUUAUGUUGUACAUAAAGAAAUCAAACCACUUGUCACUGUGUAAAUAAAUGUCUGUAAUGUAUUAAUUUGCAUUGGAUCUGAUUUUUGGGAGGGAAAGACUAUCUUGCCAUUAAAAAUUAAAGCAGAUGGAUAUUACAUACAUGUAUGUAUCAUUGACAACUCUAUGGUUUAUUAUAAUUUUUGAAAUUUUUAAUACUCAACACGACUAUAUAAAUGCUCAAAUCUUAUUUAAAAAAAUGAGUUCAAACUAUUUAUCAAAAUAAGUAAUGGUUAUUUUACAUUUGAAGAUCUGCUAAUCGGAUUGUGGUUUUGAAAAUCCUUAAUUAUAAAAUAUGUUAAAAAUCUCAUGAAUACAUUUUAAAUAAUUUAACGCUAUUUUUUUUUUUUUAUUCAAAAAAUACAAAUAAAUAAUUAAUAAGUUUUUAUUAAGCCUAUGGAUGCCAUUGUAUUUUUUUUUUUUUGCGAAGGCCAAGAUCUCUAUCUCUGAUUGUACCCUUGAUAAAGUUUGGCAAAACUAGUCAUAACCUAGUUUUAUGUUAAGAGUUUUAACUGUUUUAAGUUAUGAGUGUAUUGUUUAUGUUUAUAUACCUAGUUAAUUUUAAGGAACAAAUGCACACAAUCUAGUAACCACACCUACAAAAUAGAUUGAUUACUACGAUAAAAUUUGACACUUAUAAAGAGCAAGAUUGUAUUUUAACACCCAUCACUAUCUUUUAUUUUUUUUAUUGGCAAUACUCAUAUCCUUAAUUUCCUUUGGAAGUGUAGUUGUGAACUAGUUUGAGUAAAUUGAUACUACUUAAUAUGAACAAAUCUCUUACAUUUGACGCAACAUUUUUGGUAUGCUAGUCAUAUUAAUCUCAGUGAAAUGGUUUAUGAAAUAAAUUAUAGUUUUCUACUAAACUUUUGUUGAUUUUAUAAUUUUCAUUUUUUUUUUUUACGUACAAUUACUAUUUUAAAUAAUAUACACAUAUAAUAUAAUUUAUGUAAAUAUAUAAAUACUAAAUUAUAAGUUGUGUAGGUAUACUUCUAAAAUAAUGUUAAAGAAAUAAUUAAAAAAAAGAUGGUAUAUGAUAGUUUAAUGAGCUUCAACUAAUUGUAGUUAAUAAUUUAUAUAAAUAUUAUCUACUUAUUGUUUAAUUAUUUUUUUCAUAUUGUUUAUGGGUAUUGUAGGCGGGUUGUUAUUGUUGUUGUAUUUAAAACUAAAUUUAAAUUUAGCAAUAGUACUUUCUUUACUUUAUAUUAAAUAUUAAAUAGAUAUUAAUUGUACAAACAAAAAUGUUAUUAUUUACAUGUUUUAUUAUGGUAGAUUUGUACCAACAUCUGUAUUUAUGCAUUAUGUAGUAUUUUGUAGAUUAACAUUGUGAUCUGAAUAACUUAAUACUUAAUAAUUUGAUAUUUCGUACGAACACAAAGAGUGAGCCUCCAUAUCAUUUUUGUUUACAUUUACCCAUUCAGGUAUAAAAUAGUAUAUUCAUAAUUUCAUAAAAGCUUUUAUUACAUAUUAAGUUUUCUUAUAUGCACCAUUACAAUUUAAAGUAUUAUCUGUACAUGUAUAUUCAAAUAAACUAUUUUUUUCAUUAAUAUAUAACAAAUAAAUUAACUAAAAUGGUGUUUUUGUAUAAUAAUGUAAAUAUUUUCUUGAGAUUAUAAAAAAAUAUUUACAUUGGCAUUCAAUCAUCUAAUGUGUACAAAUUAUGUACAAACAUGUUAUGAUAAAUUUUAUUCCAGGAAUACAAUCAUAUUGAGAGUA